Molecule: messenger RNA, 735 nt
Organism: Tachysurus vachellii
Lineage: Eukaryota; Metazoa; Chordata; Actinopteri; Siluriformes; Bagridae
Gene: smim22
Product: small integral membrane protein 22
Exons: 4
Coding region: 145-393 (82 amino acids)
Biological process (GO): regulation of cell population proliferation
Source: RefSeq, a predicted model, not a curated record
ACACGUCAGAACAUGUUGCGCAUGCGCAGAGUGGACUAAACUGCGCAGGUAGAGGCAGGUGAGCAGUGGCAGGUGACAGGUGUAUCCCGGAAGCUCUAGAGAAAAAAAAAAUCAACAAAACAGCUAAAUAACAGUCCAGGCACAAUGUCUCAGAACAACCUGCAGCAACAAUUUCAGAACCAGGUCAAUGAUGUUUUUACCCGGCUGGAGAACAAGCAGAUGUUUCAGUCAGACUGGGACAUCGCCUCCUUCGCCAUUUUCUUCAUCUUCAUCGGUAUGGUUCUGCUGCUCAUCAUUCUGGUUCUCAUACGCUGCUGUUGCUGCUGCUGCCUUUGCGACGAAAAGCCCAGAAGACAUAAAGUGGGAAUCGAAAACAUGGGACUGGAGCCAUAAAGCUCGAGACUGCAGUCCAGCGUAUACCUGAUGCCUUUCGAAAUAAUUCUUUAAUAAUGUUUUUAACUUCUGUAAUUUUUCACAUCUGAAAAAACUGAGUGUCAGAAAAUGCAGAAGGAUGAGGAAGUAAACAGAACGAACGCGCUGUAAAUAUGAUGGAGGAAUCUUUACUGUAGUCGAAUUGAACUUAUAGUUUACAAUGACUGACUGAUUUUAAUACAUACAAGUGCCCUGUGCAUUUAACUGUAGCUAUACUGUACUUCCUUCUUACUUUACGAGUAUAUUUAUGAUGGUCUGUCAAAUGAUUGCCAAAAAAAGUACAAUAAACUGUACUAUACUAUA